Messenger RNA from Helicoverpa armigera (cotton bollworm), 1171 nucleotides. Its product is annotated as pancreatic triacylglycerol lipase. Lineage: Eukaryota; Metazoa; Arthropoda; Insecta; Lepidoptera; Noctuidae. The transcript has 5 exons. The record is from RefSeq and is a predicted model, not a curated record. Bases 110 to 1126 code for a protein of 338 amino acids. Gene Ontology annotation, molecular function: lipase activity. Gene Ontology annotation, biological process: lipid catabolic process.
UAUUGCUACGUGCGCGUGUUGCACAAAAACCACGCGAGCAUUUUAGGGUUGAGAUAAGAUUUUCUUAUAAAUACUUUUCCUUAACAUUCCUUUUCGUUACAAAGAUACCAUGGUCACCAAGUUUCUGAUAGUCUUAGCAGUUUGGACAGCGCUAUGCGCUGGUAGCGCCAUCCCCCCGGUCCCUCUGGACAAUAGCCACUAUGUGGAGGGGGAGAGUCGCUACAUCUGGAUGCCUGAUGGUGAAGGAGUGCCACACUUAGUGGACCUUCAGGAACCUGUGGACGAAUCACUUAUCGACUCACGCAGUGGUGCCAACAACCAGUACUGGCUAUUUACCAGACAAAACCGUGAAAAUCAUCAAGUAAUUGUUAAUGGUAACGUUAACUCUAUCCGAAACUCCAACUACCGGGCUAACCGUGGUCUUGUAGUGCUCGUCCACGGAUGGAACAGCAAUGGAAACUCUGCGAUGAACCCACUCAUCAGAAGAGCAUUCCUGGACACUCAAGACGUUAAUGUCAUCGUUGUGGACUGGAGAAGGGUUGCUGAGACCCCCAACUACUUGUCUGCUGUCAGAGGUGUCCCCAGUGUCGGCCAGUUCCUCGGUAACUUCCUCGUGUGGCUGAUCAACAACGGAGGCGGCAACUGGAACAAUGUCCAUUUGAUUGGCUUCAGUUUGGGAGCUCACGUCGUCGGUAACGCUGGACGCACGGCUGGUCGUCGCCCCGGCCGCAUCACAGGUUUGGACCCUGCUGGACCUAACUUUGGUGGAAGCUCAAACGCUUUGAACGGCAACGAUGGUGUUUACGUCGAGACAAUGCACACUAACGGAGGACGUCUUGGUAUCUUUGACCGGAUUGCUAACGCGGACUUCUACCCCAACGGAGGCAGAAGCCAGCCUGGAUGCUCAUCAGUAGACUACAACUGCUCUCACGGCAGAGCAUACCAUUUGUAUGCAGCCAGUGUGCGGUACAACCGCUUCGUCGGACGACUCUGCAACAACCUCUCACAAGCCCAGAACAAUCAAUGCACUGGCGGCACUCUGAACAUGGGCAAUGGUGUGUUCAAUAAACGCGGAAACGGAAUCUACGGUCUGCGUACAAAUGCCAACUAUCCUUUCCACAUGUAAUUUCAUAUCGGACUGAAUUAAUUGAAUAAAAUAUUGACACCGCAA